Molecule: messenger RNA, 3408 nt
Organism: Asterias rubens (European starfish)
Lineage: Eukaryota; Metazoa; Echinodermata; Asteroidea; Forcipulatida; Asteriidae
Product: sodium- and chloride-dependent neutral and basic amino acid transporter B(0+)-like
Exons: 13
Coding region: 442-2388 (648 amino acids)
Biological process (GO): sodium ion transmembrane transport
Cellular component (GO): membrane
Source: RefSeq, a predicted model, not a curated record
CAUACCGUACCGCGGAGUAUAUUUUUCGAAUUUUUCGGGAGACUUCUCAGUUCUGAAAAGAACUGUCCUGGUUUUUAAAUAAUACAUGGAAGGUAAAACAUCGGCUACUACUUUAGCUUAUAUAGGAUCGUUUUAACUUCAAUAACACGUUCUUAAUUUCGUCAGGACUCGGAGACUAUGGAGUCCUAGGUUUGUAUUAUUCCAAAAUGGUGUCACACACCCGAGUCGCCCUCAUCGCUCAGAGCCAGGCCAGGAAUUUUAUUUUGAACAUGUUAAAAGGCUGCUUUCAUUUCGCAAAUGGCACUUCCAUUGAAAGUCUGGUAAACGUUUGAGGGGCACCAAUGCCCCAAUCUAGCAGCAGAUGCCAUGUCCUCCGCGGCCUUCGUGGAAUUCCAGUCCUGCAGAACCAUCGCCUCCCCUCUUGCUCGCCAAAUAAAUUAGAUGCAUAAGCUAGCCGAAUGUCACCCGGAGAAUGGAACGAUCACGGCAGCAGGGAAAGAAGACAAAAGACCAGUUUGGACUUCCAAGACGGAAUUCUUCUUGUCCUGUCUGGGGUACUGUGUUGGGCUCGGGAAUAUCUGGCGAUUCCCUUACCUCUGCUUUGAAAAUGGUGGUGGUGCGUUUUUAAUCCCUUAUCUCAUAGCUCUGGCUAUAGCCGGGUUACCAACAUUCUUUCUGGACUUGGCCUUUGGACAGUACAGUAGUCUGGGAUCCAUUUCAGUAUGGCGGUGUGUUCCUUUUAUGCGAGGUCUUGGAUAUGGUCAGAUUUUCAUCUCCUGUCUCGUCGCGAUCUACUACAACGUCAUCAUCAUGUACACCGUCUACUACUUCUUUGCCUCCUUCGCUACCGUCUUGCCCUGGGUCGGCUGCGGCCACGAGUGGAACACCGAGUUCUGCAGCGAACUUGCCACAGACUGCCUGAGAGUAGGGGGAGUUAUGACCCAGGACAACACCUGCAAACUCCUGGGUAGUCUCUCAGUGGCCCAGUUGUACAGUUUGAACAUCACCAGUGACGGGAACGGGACAUUUGAUUUAGGAAACUACACCGAUCCUUUUAAAGUAGAGAGGAGUAUCCCAAGUGAGGAAUACUGGAAGAGAGCAGUACUUCAGGAGUCUGCCUCUAUGAAUGAGACUGGAGGCAUUAUCUGGCAGCUAAUGCUCUGUCUAAUCUUCGUAUGGGUUCUCGUCUUUGUGUGCCUCAUCAAAGGCAUCAAGUCAACUGGAAAGGUUGUAUACUUCACAGCCUUGUUCCCAUAUAUCUGCCUGCUGAUUCUACUGGUUCGGGGUGUAACUCUACCAGGGUCUGGCAAAGGAAUCAACUUUUACAUAAACCCAAAAUGGCAGACACUCACCAAGCCAAAGGUCUGGUUGGAUGGCGUUAGUCAGAUUUUCUUUUCGUUGGGAGCCGGAACCAGUGGGCCGUUGACAUUGGGAUCUUACAAUAAGUUUCAUAACAACUGCUUUAUUGAUGGAGUCACCCUUGCCCUACUCAACUCUGCCUCCAGCAUCUUUGCGGGGUUUGUCAUUUUCUCCGUGCUGGGUUUCGUGGCUGACCAACAAGGCAAAGCUGUCGGUGAUGUCGUAUCUCAAGGAUUUGGUCUGGCCUUUGUGGUGUACCCUGAAGCGGUGGGUAAAAUGCCGGCAGCUCCAAUCUGGUCUAUCAUCUUCUUCUUCAUGUUGAUCACAAUUGGUUUGGAUAGUCAGUUUGUGAUCAUAGAGAGAGCGACAACUGGUUUAAUAGACGAGUUUCCAAUUCUGAGAAGACAUCGUUUAGCAACAACCGGAGCUAUGUGCUUUGUUUUCUGUAUGAUCGGGCUACUGUGUACCACUAAUGCUGGUGCAUACUGGUUGGCAUUCUUCAAUGGUUACGGUCCGUCUUAUUCCUACAUGCUCUUCUCGCUCUGUGAGACCGUCGCCCUGUGCUAUCUGUACGGCAUCAAACGUCUGAAAAACGACAUCCGAGCGAUGGUUGGUGACUAUUGGGUGGACUCGAAGGUGUUCAUGUGGUUUCCAAUCGCAUGGUGUGUCCUAUGCCCCAUAACACUGACACUUACACUUGUAGUUGGCUGGAUUAUUCGUAACGACCCCGAGUACAAUGGACCUUUCCCGCCAUGGGCAAUGGUGAUUGGUUGGUCCUUCACUUUCUUCGCUUUCAUUGGUAUACCAGUAGUUUGGGUAAACGACCUGGUGAAGAACAAGGGAACAUUACGCGAGCGCUUAAGCAUAAUGAUCACACCACAGAACAACUGGGGACCGGCCAAACCAGAGGACCGUCAGCAUGCUUGGGACGUCCACAUCCAACACGGAACUACUAUGGGAGGCAUGCUUCAUUUACUGGACAGUGCGGACAAUGUAAAAUUCCCGACCGUGGCAACUGAUAUGCUGUAAUACUUUGAUCAAAGAAACAAACUUGUAUAAGAUCACAGAGUCACAUAAAACUUAUAUGGUCGAAGGUGAUGAUAGUAGAAAACAUCCCUUGAAAUAUUUAAGGUCUUAGUAUUUCCUUGACUUCCAGUGUUUAAACUUUAAUGUUGAAUGCAUUAUAGGCGCCAGUGUUUAUUUCUAAUUGUAAGUGCUUUGAGUGUUUAUAGUUUUAGGCGGUAGUGUUGACGCUCUGGCUACCAGUGUUAAAACAUUAGGUGCUAGUGUUAAAAACAUUAGGUGCUAGUGUUAAAACAUUAGGUGCUAGUGUUACAUGUAAAACCUGAGCAGCUAGUGUUAAAACAUUAGGUGCUAGUGUUAAAACAAAAGGUGCUAGUGAAUAUGUUAGGUGUUAUACUUUAAGUGCUUGCAAUUGUGCUUAUACAUUUACAGGCAAAAAUAUUCUACUUUUGAAACAUCUUUCUUACCAUUAUGCAUUUUAUACGAAACGAUUUUUAACGCUUUUCAUAGACAAACUCACCUGAUCCAAGGCAACAUGUCUCUCUAAGCUGGAACAUGUUUUCUUUUAUGACAAAGUAAUUUUGGAGAUAAAUUACAAAUAUAAUUUGUCAACUCUACUGCAAAACCAUCUCUGAAAAAAAGAAGUUUCCAUUCAAAUAUAUAUUUUUUUACUUUUCUACUCUCUAUUUUUUCCAUUAAAAUGCAUAUUUUUACUUUUCUACUUUCUUUAUAUUUUUGUAACUUUAUAAAAAAAGGGGGAAAAAAUUAAGAGGAAUAAUUAAUAUUAUAAUUUGUUUCCAAUUGUAAAAGGUGAAAUUUUAGUUUUAUGAAAAAUCAAAUUCAUGGAUCAAAUUUAAAGAAAAAAAAAGAAAAGAAAAGCUUAUUCUAUUCUGAAGUAAAAUACUACGAAGUUGCACAUAAAAUUGCCUGAAAUAACAACAAAGUGAAAUGAAUUCCAGUAUUCAAAAUUGUCUUUAUUUGAAAUAUCCAGAUUAAGUUAUAAAAUAAAGCAUGAGGAGUAUUAUA